This is a messenger RNA of Ostrea edulis (European flat oyster), 1014 nucleotides long. RefSeq lists its product as uncharacterized. Bases 1 to 1014 code for a protein of 337 amino acids. The record is from RefSeq and is a predicted model, not a curated record. Lineage: Eukaryota; Metazoa; Mollusca; Bivalvia; Ostreida; Ostreidae. The transcript has a single exon.
AUGGCACGUCCUAUUCUUGUAAAGAUCAACAAAAAUAAAGAUAAGAAGAAAAACCCAGGCCAGAUAUUUGAACGACAGAACGAUGUUGCGUCACUUGAUGAAGAGGAAGACGUUAACAACGAAUAUGUGGUUAAAAAAUUGUCUUCCUUCCGCCAUGGAUCGGGGACAAUCCCGACCCUCUGUCCUUCAUCCGAGGAUUGCUGGAUUCAUAAAUAUGGGUCUAAAUACAAUGAAUUAAUGACAUCGGACGGCUACGUAAUUCGAUCAUCGAAUUUUGGAUUCUUGGUUAACCAUAUGACGCCCGCAGGAAACGGAGAAGUAUUGAUGUCCGAUUAUUAUAAUAUGAAAUUAAACAUGUUGACCAAAUCGGGCGAAAUCAUAGAAAUUGCUGAAACUAAUCCUCUUCAUCCUUUUGGUGUUUGUGUAACCGUGGAUGACGAUUUUAUCGUCUGCUUGGUGGACAGCGACGAUUGCAUCACGUCAGGAAAGAGCGUGCGAGUCCUUGCAAGAUUUAAUCGAAAUGGAGAAAAAAUUCAGGAAAUAAACAAUUCCAAAGAAAGCCGAUUAUUCACGAAGCCAUACAGAGUGAGAGAAAAUAGGAAUCUUGACAUCCUGGUCAUAGACUGGACUUCAGACAGGACGAGCCGGCUAAUGGUCAUAAAUAAAACUGGUCAGCUAAAAUGUAUUUGCAGAGGUAGGUCAAGAAAAUUUGGUGAGAUGCCGUUCACUCCGAGUGAUGUUUGCUGCAACUCCGAGUCCUUUGUUUUAGUGAGUGAUCUAACGGGACAUGCUGUCCAGCUACUGAAUCCGGAAUAUCAAUUUGUGCAGAAUAUCCUGGCGCCAAAAGACGGGGUAGAAUAUCCGCUUGCGUUGUCCUUGACCCACGACAAUCUGUGGGUGGGGUCGGGAAAUGGUUUGGUUUCAGUAUUGCAGUUGACCAAAAAGAAGCACCCAGAAGCAAAUGGACACAUUGCGGUUGAGUCAAAGAAAUGCAGAUUUUGUAUAAUAUGUUAG